UGGAUGAUAUUAACUAAAAUCUCAGAAGAAUCAUUGAGGCAGCCAUGGCUUCCAUUUCAUCAUGCAGAGCUCCUUCUACGAGCUUCUUCUUCUCUACAACCAAAACUAUCAACAGUUCUUCUCCUUCCUCAGUAAGACUCUCCUCUCGGUUUCUUGGAACUCGGGUUGUGAAGCUCAGUAGUAUCGGACUCGGACCCUCCAAUGGGUCUAGAGCCACUUGCUGGUUCAAGUUCGGAAAGAACGGUGUCGAUGCUGAGAAUGCUGGCAUCUAUGGCAGCCAGUCACGGGAUGAUUUCGACAGAGACGAUGUCGAGCAGUAUUUCAACUAUAUGGGGAUGCUUGCGGUGGAAGGAACCUACGAUAAGAUGGAGGCUCUUCUCAACCAAAACAUUCAUCCUGUAGAUAUCCUUUUGAUGUUAGCAGCAUCAGAAGGAGACAAGCCUAAGAUCGAGGAGCUCCUCAGAGCCGGUGCUAACUACACUGUCAAGGACGCUGAUGGAAGAACUGCUCUUGACAGAGCCAACAGCGAGGAGAUCCGUGAUUUGAUCCUUGGAUCCAUCACUCAAAAGGCUUGACAAAAUCUUCACUACAAGCUUCUUAUUACAGAGAAGGUGAUAUCUGUUUUUGGUACCUGUAGUUGAAAUCUCAGUCGUCUCAAUGUGUUGUUAACUUUUAAAGUUUGGUCCAAAGCCUAAGUGAGUGAGCUGCAACUUUAAAGUA
Raphanus sativus (radish) is the source of this 720-nucleotide messenger RNA. RefSeq names its product protein LHCP TRANSLOCATION DEFECT. Gene Ontology annotation, cellular component: chloroplast envelope; chloroplast stroma. The record is from RefSeq and is a predicted model, not a curated record. NCBI's taxonomy places the organism in Eukaryota, Viridiplantae, Streptophyta, Magnoliopsida, Brassicales, Brassicaceae. The coding region runs from base 45 to 575 and encodes 176 amino acids. Gene Ontology annotation, biological process: intracellular protein transport; granum assembly. The transcript is spliced from 2 exons.